AAUUGCAGCUAUUUAAAUUGAUCUAUGAUGCAUUUUGGCAAAUAUGAAUUCGAGCUCCUCAAGUAGUGUAUUGGAAACAAUGAAAACUCCCCUUCUGAUUUUCAUCAUUUUUGGUUGUCACGCAGUAUUCGCUAACAAAUGUGCAAGACCGAACCUGAGCCAGGAGAAGCUUUAUGUCUACAGCAAUAUUGGGCAAAUGUCUGUCCAAGUUAGUAGGUGUAAUUUCAAAAAUGCUAAAGAAGUUUAUUCAGAUAUAUCUGACAACUGCAUUAAAGCAUUUGAAUCUGGUAUAUUUAUAGAUAAAUGGUCUGAAAGGAACGUUUUGGCCUCUGAGAAUACGCCAGUUGUUAUAGAGGCGUAUAUAGCAAAAGCCGAUUUAACCAAAAACGAAAUAUACUUGAAAUCAGGUCAAAUUUGUAGGUACGAUCGGGGUUUUUGCUAUGAUCCUCUUCAAGGUAACACGUAUGCUGUUGUUUGGAAAAUUGUUGAUCGAACGAAAAUAGAAUGUGCCUCUCAACUCUUCCAACUCUUCGAAGGAGACGUGGACAUUUGGGAAUUCCAACCCCAGGGACUGACUUAUUUGUUUUAUUACGACGAUUAUCAAGACAAAGCUUUCUACUUGAAUUUAAAAACCAAAGGAAGUUGUCAAGAUAAUGAUGUCUGGUAUACAGAAGAUGGUUAUAUUGUUUCCAAAAAACCUUUAAAAUCGAAGGAUAUUGAAGAAAAUGCAGCUCUGAGGAUGAAAAGUGGAAGAAAGGGAGUAAAAGGUGGAGUUAAAGGAGGAAGAAUCACGUAUAUGCCAACAAAUCAAAAUUAUUUCUACUUAAGACCAAAAAGUGUUGUAAGCGAGAAUAUCCUAAAAAACUGCGAGAUUCUAUCAUUGGGAAUGGAAGCUAUUACUAACAAAAUUGAUUCAAGUUACUUUGAAAAUUCACAGAAUUUACGUUUAAUAUUGAAACGCUAUUACGACCUCAUUAUAAGUACAAGAGAAAACAUUCUUACGAAAAUAGAAUGUGGAAGUACAAAGAAUGUGACAUUGAAUCUUGAACACCAGUUUACAGAAUUAUCAGAAAGCUUUAAAAAUGCUACAGAUUUUAUUAAAGAAAUUGAGAAUACUUUGGAAACCGCUGGAAAUUUGGAAGGUAUUAGAAAAGAUGUUGAUACAUUGGCUGAUCAAAUAUCAACAUAUUUGAAGAAAAAUGGAGAAUUUGAUGAACUACUGAAAGAAUUGUCAUCAGAUGUGAAAAAUAACUCGAAAAAUAUCAACAAUAACGAUUUGGAAAUCAAGACACUAUCAGAAAAAAGUGAAGUACUCGAAAGAAUCGUCAAUAAUAAGCUUCCUGAUUUGAUAACCAAAUCUGAAACAUACGACAAAAUAAAUCAAAUAGAACAAGAGUUUCAUAAUAAAGUUAAAGAAUUGAUAAUGAAUGUAACUUUGCUUUUACUACAAAACGAAUCAUCUAACGGUGUUAAAGGAAAAGGUACAACCACUGCAGAAAUUGAAAGUAUGAUUUUGGAUAAACUCAGUAGCUUCAAUUUGGAUCAACAGCAAGCAGCUAUCGACGCACUAAAAGAAAAAACAGAACUACUUAUAAAUUCAUUGAGAUCUGAAACUAAUAAUAAUGCUAGUAUUUCAGAGAAUAAAGUGAUGAAAAAGCUAGACUCGGUUGCUUCCCAAAAUCAACUUAUUACUGAGAAAAUAACAAAUAUUGAAAAAAAUGUCGAUACUUUGAAUAAAACUAUAAAUGAAUUGAAAACUGAUAUAGAAAAUAAUGAUAAACAUUUUAAUGAUAUAAUAAAAAAAUUUGAAGUACAAAUAAAUGAUAUUAUGGCAAACUCUAGUUAUAUAGAACUAGUGAUUGCGGAUUUGAGAGAAGAUUUGGGAAAUUUGAGCAGAAAAGAAGUAGAUUUCAAUCCCAUUUAUGAAAAAAUGGACAAGUCUUUGGAGAAAGAGCUGAAACAAAGAGAUGAAAGAUUAGACUCACUGGAUGACAUUACCGCAAAAUUAACUGAGUAUAGUCAAAAAAGUACUUCUGUUAUUGAUAGUUUACAACAACAAAUUAAUGAUACUAACGAGUCUCUGAACAAUUUUAAUGAUAUGAAGGAAAAUGUAACUGAUAAUAUCGAAAAAGCAAUUAGUCCAGUUAAUAAGAAACUGGUUGAUAUGAAUGAGAUAUUAGAGGAUCAUUCUAAAAAAUACGAUACCGUACAGAAUAACUUGGACAAUAUUGGAAAAGAAAUUGUUAUUGGAUUAGAUAAUUUGAAAACUAACCUUAGUGACGUGAUCAAUCAACUUAAUUCUACAUUAGAAGAUAAUAGUGUUGCAGUAGUUAAGCUCUCGGAACAAGAUAAUAGAAUAAAUAACGUUAUAGAUAACCUUAAAAAUGAUUUGGAAAGUCAAGGACAAUCUAUAAAUAAUUUAGAAUCUGUAUUACAACAAGAAAUUGACCAAUAUCAGGUAACAAGUAAUAAUACUUUGGGAAUGAUUGAUAAUCUUAAAGACAAUGUCACAGAAUUAUACGAAGCUAUCAAACUACACGAAGGAUCGAUUCUUGAGCUUAUAAAGGGAUUCGAAAAAGUUUCUCUACAAAGUGCGAGUAAAAGUGGUGUUAAAACUACGAAAGGAGGUGUAGGAGCAAGUGGCGCACAAGUCGCUAAUCAAGAACGAGAGUUAUAUUAUCUUCGAACUCAAUUAACUGGGGCCAAUAUUAAAAUAAAAACUCUGGAAAAUAAAAUUGAACAAUUGGAGACGCAAAUUGAACACUUAUUUUUGAAAUCGGUUAAAUUGGAAGAUAUUCUAGCACUUUCAAUGAAAUCUGUGAACAAUGACAUAAAAGGUACUAACGAAAGAAUCGGACUAGUUGAAUUUGAUAUAAAAAGUGAACUUGCUCUUUGUUGUAAAAAUAGAAGGAAAGUAUGAGGCAAUUAAAUAUUGGAAGUGA
Diorhabda sublineata is the source of this 2942-nucleotide messenger RNA. Its product is annotated as reticulocyte-binding protein homolog 2a-like. The record is from RefSeq and is a predicted model, not a curated record. The coding region runs from base 44 to 2920 and encodes 958 amino acids. Lineage: Eukaryota; Metazoa; Arthropoda; Insecta; Coleoptera; Chrysomelidae. The transcript has 2 exons.